AACCUGUAUCGUCGAAAUGAGGAACCAGUGAGUUGUGUUUACUUUGGGUAUCCACUACGGUAUUGAUUUAUCGUCCAUGUUAUCUAUAAAAACUUAUAAGGUUGAAUCAAAUUGGGAAAUUAGGCUUUGAAUAAAUAAUGAUUUUUUAGAAACAUUUAGCCUCUACUAAGUCUUUAGGCCUAAUAAACUCACUCUACUACCAGUCUCUGCUCCCCUCACUACUCACUACUAAUUUAUUACUAUUACUAAUUACUAACGUCUUUUCUUCUGUCUCAGUUACACUGGCUUCACAAACAAAGUAUCAAUAUCAUUAGCCUAACUCAGUCUUAGUCUUAGUUCUCACUUGUGACUUAUUAACUUUUAAGUUUUUCAAUUCCAGUCUUUAUCAGUGCAGUGGUUCCAAAUUUCAGCAAUUAUACAGGACUAACUUACUCAACUCAGGGUAACAUGGAGUAACUCAAGUAGUCUAGUGGUCUCCCCAUCACAUGCCCCAUGUUUUCAAAAAGUUAGACACCCCUCAAAUAUAACAUCACAAUCUCUGCACCCCCCCUCCCCAUAAAUGUCCACUACUGUCCUUUACUAGCCCUUAAAAAAAUCACAUCCCAUAUCAGAUUACUGCACCUGUCAGAAACAUUUCCCUAAGCCAGGGUCCCUCAGGGGUAAGAGCACCCACUGUGGUGAGGAAGCCCCAGAAAAUGAAUUGCAUUUGCUGCCAGUGCUACUUGAUCCUACCUUUAAAAAUAAAAUCAUUUUAAUGCAUUUUGAUUAGUAUUAAAAUAGUGGGAGUAAAUUUUUUUCCAGUUGUAUUGUGUUUUUGUGCACUACUUGUAUUGGUAAUUUUUUUUUCUUCUAGAAAGUUAAUUAAACAAAUAAAACUACAAUAACUAAAUUAUUUAAUUAUUUUCAUUUUUAAAAUUGUAUUACAAUAUAAUUUACACUGGAUAUUUUUUGGGGGGGUGGGGGUGGUAAGGGGUUGCGGAAAAUGUUUUGAAAUUGAGGGGGAAUCCAACGCUGCAAAAGGGUUAAGAAUCCCUGUCCUAGAAGAUUUAUUAAUAUUACACCACCCCUCCCCGUCAAUUAUUUUUGGUUCCAUCUCAUUUCACGUGGUAGUCCUAACUCUAUGACUCCAGUCUCCACAUUGCAGCAUAAAUUGUCAAGACUGUUAAAGUCACUACACCCUGAUUCUUGUCCUCCAUGGCAUCCUGUAACUUUAUCAUAUACCAUUAUUUGACCUCGCAUACCUAUACUGAUUCUCUCAGUGAUCAUAGUUUAUAAUGUUAAAUAAUGUCUGUAAUUUAUUACAAUUUUUUUUUACAAUUUUUUUUCUAGAACAUUGCGCUUUUAAUGAGACAUCACAUUGCUUUAACCCCCACCUACCUCAUCACAAAAAUGUGGCCCCCCCCCCUUUCCAUAUGUUAAAUAAUUUAUGGAUGGCCCCUUAGAUGAUAAUUACAUUAGCUAAAUUAGCCCAAUAGGCUUUGUUUUAUUGGUUGGGGCAUAGGCAUUUGUACUAUGACCAAAUAGCUAACUUUGCUGCUAUAAUAAUCAUCUAUAUAAACCUUUAAAUUUAAAACUUGUUUUGAUUAUAAUAAGCAAGUGCCUGUAACUAUACAUGCAUGCUUUUUACUUAUAACUGUUCUUUUAUUUUAAACACUUUGGUGGUGAAAGAUUUUUUAAAAUCUAUUUGUUGUUUUUUUCUAUUUCUAAAAUUUUCAUGGCUUUUAUGCUAAUAGAAAUUCUUACAGAAUAGCAUACAGUGGGCAUUGCUAUGCUGUUAUAUUACUAUAAUAUGUGUUAGCAUGGAUAUCCUGGCCCAGAAAAAAAAAAUCUCAAAUCAUAAAUAGUAUCAUUAAUAGGCCUAAGUCUAAGAUUAAUGAGCAAGACCUACCAAAACAGACAUGCAGGCUUAUGGGUUAUACCCUUCUCAUUUUAGAUUUCUUAAGCUUUGUUUUUUGAUUUACCCCAGGGUUUUGCUUAACUCAAGCACACUCCCCCCUCCCUGGUGCAAGUGGUUAUAAAAAGAGCUACCUUGUACCUUUAAAUGAUGAUAUAAAUAUAUCUUUUAAAAUUCUCCAUUUACAUCUUACUUUUACCCAAGUUUAUUUUUUAAAUUCUACAGUUGUAAUUUAUAAUUCAAUAAACGAAAAUGAGAACUCCAUAUGUUUCCAAUUUAAAAAUGUAUUUUACUUCUUAGAGGGUGGCAGCUUAUGGUCAGUUAAUUUGUCAUACAAAGUGUGAAACUCAGUUAAAAAAUUUUUAGGUGUUGCAGACAAAAGAAAAGGUUUUGAAAUCCUGCAUGAAAUGUUCCCUAGCAUGUGAUGGCAUAUAAUAAAUUAAUUUAAUCAAACCGAACUCAUAUGAUAAUUCUCUGCAACAGGUCCUACAUAGUUGGCCUAAAGGCUUGUGUGCCUAUUUACUUUUGAUACUGAUAAUUAUAGCCAUCUGUAAAUUUUCUCUUCAUUUCUUGGAGCACGAAAGUGUUUUUAUAAAAAAUAAUUUUGAGCACCCCACAGCCUUAUAAAAUUAUAAGAAACAUUAAUUUGAUAUAGUGGUCUUGCCUCAUUGCCAAAAUUAUUUUUUUCAAGCUUAUAUCAAAAGUAAAUCAAUUCUUCAAAAAAUAUUGCACUGAUAUCUGAUGCAUCCAAAUAGCAACAUUCAUUUAAAAAAGCAAUAAUGAUAUAUUUGGCAUUCAAAGAAUCAACCAAUAAAUGUGAAAAUUAAGUUUUAAAAAAAUGAUUGACUACAUCGCUUACUGAAACUAGAUAAUAAUAUUAACCUAUUACCACAUAACUAACAAAAUUUAGUGAAAUUAUUAAAAUUUGUAAUAAAACCUUUGGCUUAAAAGUUAAUUGGUGAGAAGUCUUUAUUGAAAUAAAUUACCUGCAAUUUCUCAUUAUUUAUUUUCAGACUUAUUAUUUCUCUGAAAAAAUACCCAAGAUGGCUCCAUCACUUGUCCUGUUUCAGGAGAUGCUGUCCCGUCCUGGAGGUUGAUUUGUAAAUGAAACAAUCAACCAUUUAGGAAAGAAUGAGAAAAAUUGAUGCAAUUUUUUGAAAAUAAAAUAACCCCCAAAAAAUACUGAAGAAUGAAUAGAUUUAAAUGCAUUUAAAAAAAGAAUCAAGAAUGCGGAUCCAUAGCUUACCAGCAUUUAAACUGGUCUUUGCCUUGCUGCUGCUGAUGGUUGUCCUAGCCUUGAUGGCUCACCAUUACAUCUCAAACAUUGCAGCCUUUGACACGCAGCCACCUUCACAUAAAACAAGGCGGAUUGACAGCUACCCUGAUGAUCCUGACCCCAACUCACGUCCCCUGACAGCAUACCAGCAUGAGAUUGAAGAGCUGAGGCACAUCAAGGCAUCUGUCAACAACGAGCUUAGGGAUUUGGAAAACAGACGCCUGCGGCUACAAUCUGAUAUCUCGACCUACUCAACGAAUAUUGACAAUCUCAAGUCCCAGCACCAAAGCUUGAGCAAAGAGGUUAGUCUGAUCAAACUUUCCCUAGAUCAAAUCAAAUUUGAACAGGAGGAAUCCAAGUCUUUUAUUCCGAACAUUAGAGCUCCACACCGUAUCCUAAUGGAGGUAGAUGCGAACGACAAGUUUCCCAUGCCGUCAUCAUCAAAUCACUGUCAGAUGGAGACUUGUUUUGAUUUUUCUCGUUGUUCCCUAGUGUCAGGAUUUCCAGUCUUUUUCUACAAUCCAAACGAAUUUCAAAGAUUUGGGCUUUCCUUAUCAGCAAAUAUUGUAUCAGCCCUUGAGAAAUUUGUCGGUAAAAAUGUUUAUGUAACUGAAAAUGCAGCCAAUGCUUGCAUAUUUAUAGUUGUUAUUGGAGAUUUAGCAGAGAGGAAGCAUCAUGAGUCUAAGGUGGUUGAACAUUUUCUCCAACAACUACCUCACUGGAAUGGCGAUGGCCGUAAUCACAUCCUGCUGAGCCUUGCUGAAACUGCUGGCUCAACAGAUGCCUUCUAUGGUGUAAAUACUGGCCGGGCCCUGGUAGCCCAGUCAACAUUUUUAAAUACCAAAUUUCGAGAGAACUUUGACAUUUUAAUUCCCCCGAAUCUAGGACCUGGCACCAGUCAAAAUUCAUGGCAGCAGCUACCCCUGUUAACUCCAGUAAGGAGAAAGUUUCUGCUGUCCUACUGGGGACAGUUCAUCCCACAGAAUAAACUACCAAAUGAAGUGAACAAUGCUUCAAUGAAUCUCUUAGAUUCAAAACGGAUCAAGGGGUUUAUUAAUAACAUGCCUUUCCAGCGCAGACCUUUAUCAGUCAUAGACAUUUCAGAAUCCCAUUCAGUGUAUUCUCACAUAGAGCAGGCCAUAGUUAUGUCAAUAAAAAGUUUCCAAGGUGGACAUCAAAGCAAUUUUUAUAUAGACGUCUCCUGUGGUGAGCAUGGAGUAAGCUCUGCCAUAGCAGGGGACUGGGCACUUUGUGGGUCGGAGUCAUCACGCAAAGAGAAGUUAAUUCAGUCCACCUUCACAUUAAUUAUCUCCCCAUUAAAUGCCUCCCUCUAUUCCACCCUAGCAUUCCAGGCUCGUGUAUUUGAAGCCCUUAAACAUGGCUCAGUGCCGGUAAUUCUGGGAUCUCAUGGGCGUUUACCUUUCUCUGAAGUUUUGCGCUGGGACACGGCAGCCAUCAUCCUUCCCACCCCUCGGGUGACGGAAAUCCCGUUUUACCUACAGUCAUUCCCAGAUGAGUAUAUAUCAGCCUUGCGGCUCCAAGGUCGUGUUUUCUUCCUGAAUUACUUCUGCUCCGCUGAGUCUGUCCUGGACACACUGCUGGCAGCAGUGAGAACACGACUCUCGAUACCGGCACGCCCUGUGAAGGAAGAACCAUCGGCAAGCAUUUUCCCAGCAUCUUUCACUCCCUUGAAAUAUGAAGGCCCCGAUCCGGAGCCAGAAAGUGAUGAGCUUUUGGGUCCAGUUGAGAGCCCCUUCCCAUCUGAGACCUAUCGCUACAACUUCUCCCAUUUCAUGCACCUUGAUGCGUUCAAUACCAGGGGAGAUCCCUUUCUUCUGUAUCCACAGACACCGUUUGAACCUUGGCUUCCAUCUGAGGCCAAGUUUCUUGGUAGGUAUUUUAAUCUUGUGCAUCCAUUUAAAGUUAAUUAUACAUUUUAGAAAAUUUUCUACUCAAAUAUAUUUUACACAUAUCGUAUAAUUUAUAAUCGUUGCUUCUUAAGAUAAGUCCUUUUGUUUUUAUCUUUGGUGCUGUAAAUGUUAUUAUAUUUGCACAUAUAAAAUUUAAUAUUAAGCACAUUGUCCUUUCAUGUGUAAACUAUAUUUUGACAAUUCAAAUAAGUCACUAUAAUCAAUUAAUUAAAAAAUAUAUAUAUUUUUAAAAUAAUAAUGAAAAAAAAAAGAAAUUGAUACAUUAAAAUUUAAAAAAAAAGUAGUUGUAUCUACAUCUUAUGUAUGGUAUUGUAUAACUAAAUUACUGAUAAGCAUCUGCAGAACCUCAACAGAAUCAAGAUCUUUAUAAAUUUAGGAUAUAUAAUUUUUCUCUUCAUGCUGGCUAAGGUUAAAAAAAAAAAAUUUCAUAAAAAUUGAUCUGGUCGCUGAAAGUGAAAAUCAAUGGGUAUUGAAGUAAUAGCUUUGUGUUUUUUCCCCAAUAAUCUUAGGCUCAAAUUAUGGCUUCAGGCCUGUUGCCAAAGGUGCAGGGGGUGACGGCAAGGAGUUUAGCGAGUCUCUUGGUGGAAACUCCCCUAGGGAGCAGUUCACAAGUAAGUCUGCUAUUAGAAAUGGAUUAGUUCAAUGGGUGUUAAAAAGUUCCAGAUUCCAUGUCAUGUGUGCAAUUUUUGUAUGUGGAUGCUUAUCUCCAUGUCCAAGAAAGAUUAAUUUUCUGAGAUUAUGUAAGUUUUAGGAAAUAAAGAUAUCUGCUAGUGCUGGAUGCUUAGAAAAUGUAUAUUGGCAUGUUUGAGGUACUUUUAUUGAUCCAAAUACAUGGAAAUGUGUUGGGUUUUUUUUUCAUUCAUCGUACAUAUUUUUUCAGUCUUUCGUUGUCUCUUAAAAUUAGUCUGUAGUGAGAAAUUUUGUAACCAAAAUGCAGGGUUUCCCAACCUUCUCAUUAUUCUCCACCCUCUAUGAAUUGUUUGACUAAGUCUCUCACCCUCUAUGAAUUGUUUGACUAAGUCUCGCACCCUCUAUGAAUUGUUUGACUAAGUCUCUCACCCUCUAUGAAUUGUUUGACUAAGUCUCUCACCCUCUAUGAAUUGUUUGACUAAGUCUCUCACCCUCUAUGAAUUGUUUGACUAAAUCUCUCACCCUCUAUGAAUUGUUUGACUAAGUCUCUCACCCUCUAUGAAUUGUUUGACUAAGUCUCUCACCCUCUGUGAGUUUUUUGACUGAGCCUCUCACCCUCCUAAAAAAUUAACAAAGCAUUGCAAUAGUGGCAAAAAAAGGGGCUUCAAUUUUUUUUUUAUUGCAGAGAAAAGUAGUACUUCGCAAAUGAAUUUGUGACUUAUUAUAUACCAGCUGUGUGAAAUGAUGGUGGAAAAAAAAAAAGAAAAAUAUUUAAAUCAAACUUAAAGAGUCAAUGUGGGGACAUCAGAUUUUAGAAACCUCGCCAUUAGACAUUCUGAUAAACGUUACAGUGUUAAAUUUUGAAGAUCAGUGGUGAGCAGGGAAGUGGAGGGAACUACGGGGAGGUUUCGGAUGUGCUUUAGGAAUUAGUGGUAAUGGUUUAUAAGAAAAAAAGAUGACCUCUCCUGUUAAUGUGGUUAAUUGGGAGUGGAAAAAGAAUGUUAUGUACCUAAAAUAUGCCAUGUGGAAUGUAUACGUGUAAAGAAGAACGAUUCUGAACAUUGAACUUCAUUGACAUGGAGAUCCUCUGAAACACAAGUUUUAUUUUUUUAUUUAAAUUUAUCUUUUGUUUAUUAAUUGUAUUGUCUGCUGAAGAAGUCAUCUGGCCAAAAUGUCAGUUUAAUUGUCCUGUCUUGUCUUUCAAGCCUACAAAUAUCUUGUUCAACUAUAUAUUGAGUAAAGAGGGCAUGAAUAGUCCUCUAGUAGUUUAGCUCUGUGCGCCUUUAAUUCUUUGAAAUUCCACUGUCAGUUGUGAUGCUGACUUAUGACAGGGAAGUCGUCCUCAUCCAAGCACUGCACAGGUUCAAAGGUCUGCCUUUUCUCAAUAAAGUAGUGGUAGUGUGGAAUGGAGAGAGUCCUCCUUCAGUUGAUCUCAGGUGGCCAGAAAUAGGAGUCCCUAUCCUGGUAGGACAUAGAUUUUUUUCAGAUUGAGCACCAAUUUGGCUGAAGUUUUUAUAUAUAUUAUUAUAUACAUAAACAGAGAGUUUAGAAGGGAAAAAACAAUGAUUUUUUUUUUGGUCUGUAAAUCAAAAUAAUCUUUAAACAUUCAUACCAAAGGACAUCAAAGCUUUAUUUACAAUUUUAUACCAAUUUCUUGCUUACCCUAAUCCCUGAAUGACUGCUUAAAAAUGUCAAUAUUUGUCUUGUAAAUUUAUGAACAGGUCCUAAAGACAAGUAAAAACAGUCUGAAUAACAGGUUUCUGCCUUAUGAUGUGAUAGAGACAGAAGCCAUCCUCAGCAUAGAUGAUGAUGCACACCUUCGACAUGAUGAGAUUGUCUUUGGGUUCAGGUAAAAAUCAUAUGAAUUGGUUUUAUGCAGAUUAAAAAAAGAAGAACUUUUAAAGUAUUGUUCGGUCCAGAUUUUUCAAACGACCACCCCAAAUAUUAUGAUACAAUACACACUAUAGAAAAUUGGCCCCCCGGUAGAGAUCAAAUUAUGGCAAAACUUUAUAGUUAUCACCAGGAGGAGUUAACUUUUUUUCCCUUUAAAUUAACAACCAAAUGAACUUAUGGAAUUUAAAAUUUUGGGGGGUUAAAAUGUAAUACUUGAUCAUUUAAUCAAAUGACACAGAUUAGGGAAGGGGUUAUUUUGAGCUGGACAGACAGCAGAUUCUUAAGUUUCUUAAUUAAUCUAGGAUCAAAUUCAUGUCUUUACAUCUUAUUUAUACAUGUUUAGCCAUUAUAUCACUUUUUCUAUAUGUAACCAGCAUCACAUUCUCCUACUGUAAUGAUACUCAUUUGCUUAAUACCUAUACUCUGUUUUAAAAAAAACAACAAAAAAAACCAUUCAGUGACAAACUGGGCUUUUGUAUAAUUUUUUUUAGAGUCUGGAGAGAGGAGAGAGCCAGGGUGGUCGGUUUCCCUGGCCGCUAUCAUGCCUGGGAUGCCAGACACCAGUCCUGGAACUACAACUCUAACUACUCCUGUGAGCUGUCCAUGGUGUUGACUGGUGCUGCUUUUUUCCACAAAGUCAGUCAUGGGCCACUCAAAUUUGUUUGUCCAGCACUGUAAAAGCUGCUCUAGCCACAUUUUUUUAAAUAGCUGUACAAUUAAGUGCUUUCUAAUUGGGAAAUGAACAAAACAUCUUGACUCUCUGGUUGACUCAGUCAUGAAUAAUGUUAUUACUGGGGUUGUUAGCCAUUAAAGUCAAAUCAAAUUAAAAUUGAAUCAUAUCAAAUUAAAAUUGAAUCAUGUGAAAUCAAAUUGAACUUGAAUCGUGUCAAAUCAAAUUAAAAUUGAUCAAAUUGAAAUUGAAUCAUAUCAAAUUAAAUGGAGUCAUGUCAUAUGAAAUUAAAUGGAGUCAUGUCAUACCAAAUUAAAUGGAGUCAUGUCAUAUCAAAUUAAAUUGAAUCAUCUCAAAUUAAAUUAAAUCACACCUUGGAUCACAACUGGAGUCUAAGAAUUGUUUCAUUCCAUUAGCAAUAAUAAAAAAAAAAAAGAUCUUACUAUAUGACACUUUCUCCUGCAGCUCUCGUUACAGGCCUUCGGGAUAUUUUGUUGUUGUUACUGUCACACAUCAUAUUUCAAUUGCCCCCCCCCCCCUUCCCCACUCCCCCUGUUUGAGGAUCUAGAAAUAAAUUUGAGCCUUGUUUCAAGAUCUUUAAAACAAGUAGAGGAUCAAUCAUCAGUUUUAGUAACAUAGUACCGAGAGGGAAAAUUACAACACCGAGAACUCUUUUUUUUUCCAGUACUACACUUACCUGUACAGCUACGUCAUGCCCCAGGCCAUCCGUGACAAAGUUGAUGAGUACAUGAACUGUGAGGACAUAGCCAUGAACUUUUUGGUGUCACAUAUUACAAGGAAACCUCCUGUAAAGGUGAGAUGGCAUGCCGCUUAGCGCAUAGAGUCUGCCUGGUGUUGGUGGGNGGGGGGGGGGGGGGGGGGGGGGGGGGGGGUCAGGCAAAUUUUCAAAGGUUGACAUACUGUCAGACUUAAUAAAGAUUUCAUAUGUCAGACUUAAUCAGCUUAUCAUAAAGUAGAUACUCAUUAUUUCAGCAGUGCUGUCAAUCUUAAUUUCUGUGUGGGUUAGCUUUUAGGGUUUUGUUUUAAAGGGUUUCGUCAUGAGCUUUUCAGUUUGCCCAUUUGGUUAUAUUUUGCGGCUUUCAGAGAGUUAUUUUGAAUGUAAAAGUUAGUCCCUUGGAAGCAGUCUUAAAUUUUACUUGUGUUUAAACUGAAAAUAAUGUUGUUGCGUUUUGUUAGAAAAACUGAUUGCUCUUUGUUACUGUGUCUCUAUCAGUCCUUACAACAGAAGAUAUUCUAGAAGGCUAACCAACAAAUAGACUUUUAAUCUCUUUAUGAUGAAAAAAAAAUAAUGGGAAUGCAAAAUGAGUUUUGAUUUUUUUUAAUGAACGCAAUUUUAUAAAGAUAGUCUGAGACUACUUUAGAAAACUAGAACAUGAUAAUGGUGAAGGUAAAUUACCAAAAUUGCCGGAGUUUUUUGUUUCUGUAAUGAACUUCACACCUUGGUAUUAGUCAUGAUUCUAAACAAAGGAAUCGCUUUGAAAUUUCUAGGUGACCUCAAGAUGGACGUUCCGAUGCCCUGGCUGUCCAACCACACUGUCCAGCAACUCCAGUCACUUCGAGGAGAGGCACAAGUGCAUAAACUUCUUUACCCAGGUCUACGGGUACACUCCCUUGUACUACACACAGUACAGGGUGGACUCGGUGCUUUUCAAGACGAGGAUAGCCCAUGACAAGACAAAGUGUUUCAAGUACAUCUAGUGAAUAUCUGGUCUCUACCAUAUCUGGGGGUGGUAGAAACAUUUCUCAGAGAGAAUAUUCUGCUGGUCCUUUUUUUUUUCAACUAAGACAUGUCCAUGACGAUAUGUUUUUAAAAGCAUGUUGAAAGUGGCCAAUGGAACACAAGCUCUGAUCCAUUUUUUUCGCUUUAAAAUCAUUGUCUUACCAGUAGAAAUUGACUGCACAAAUGGGAAAAUAUUUCUUUUCCUUAAUGUUGUAUUGAAUCACUUGUGUUAGGGGGAGGGUAAGUUUUUUCUGUAAUUUUUGGUCUUUUUUUGACAAAUCACUUUUUAAAUGAAUCUCCCUUGUUUUAGAGUGACUCCCCCUUUUAUCAGUUGCCUUCCUGCACUCAUGGUUUCCCUGCUGAGAGUUUAUCUCUAUGACUUGAAAGCUUUCUGGCACUGAGACCGGAUGACUCGGGAUUUAUGAAUAUCCCACGAUCGAAUUUUAGCUUUAAUCCCCACCAUGAAGAGCUAAUCUAAA
Lymnaea stagnalis (great pond snail) is the source of this 10514-nucleotide messenger RNA. The record is from the annotation of a GenBank genome assembly. NCBI's taxonomy places the organism in Eukaryota, Metazoa, Mollusca, Gastropoda, Lymnaeidae.